Messenger RNA from Mustela erminea (ermine), 1820 nucleotides. Its product is annotated as wiskott-Aldrich syndrome protein homolog 1-like. The transcript is spliced from 4 exons. NCBI's taxonomy places the organism in Eukaryota, Metazoa, Chordata, Mammalia, Carnivora, Mustelidae. The record is from RefSeq and is a predicted model, not a curated record. The coding region runs from base 1 to 1107 and encodes 368 amino acids.
AUGAACAGCCUGGGAGAAGACAAUGAGGACAAAAAGCUGGUUCAUCAGACCCCUCAAACUUUUUGGACAGAAAGACGAUGGGACCCUGAGACUCCACUGGCCGCGAACGGGACCCCAGCCCUCGUGCCCCGCAACUUCUCGCUCGACCUGCGGACCCCCUUGGCGCCUCCGCCCGCGCCCGGCCCCGCGGUCCGCGGCCCCGCCGCCCCGGCAGGCGCCAGCGCGGACCCUCCGGACAGCCCCGGAGCCCGCGGGCGCAGGCGGCGGUGUCCUGCGGGCGGGUGCGACUCGCUCCCGGCGUCGGCAGGCCAGCCCCAGCGCGCGGGGAGCGGCCCGGAGCGCCCCGUUUCUCACAGACCCCAACAUGGCGUCGGCCGCCGCCCGCGACGACGACACCUCCCCGCGCCGCAGACGGCCCGGGGACCGCGGGGGAAGCGCCAGAAAGUUUCGCUUCUCCUCUCCCGGCCCGCGAGGGACCGACGCACAACCAGCCUCGGGCUUCACCUACCCAGGCGGGCACGGGCGGCGACGGCGGCGGCGAAGGUCCGACUCUUCCUCGUCCCGGGCGCCGGGCGCGGACUCUGCCCGCUCGUCCGCCCCAGCCUCCCAGGGUGUGUGCAGACAGCGGCCCCGCGCAGCCGGCGCGAUCCGGACGCGGCGGGCGGGCGGGCAGGCGGCCGGCCGGCACCGCCGCUCGCAGGUGACUCCCCCGCCCCUCCAGUCGAACCCCACAACGGCCGCUUGGGCUGGUCUCUCCCCUGCGCGUGCACGAGCGCGCCGCCGCCCACACGCCAGGCGCGAGCACUCGGGCACGAGCACACCCACAAGGCUCACUCCCCGCCCUUUCUUGCUUGUUCCCUCGCCCCGCCCGUGCGGCCCCUCGCGACGCGCUCGAGGGGGAGGGGCCUCAGCGAAGGCCACACCCACCUAGGCCGUGGGGAUGGAGAGGAGGUUCCUCCGCUCACUCUGUGGACUCGCGCACUGGCAUCUGUUGGGUGCGCGUGGGACGUUUCACCUGGAGUUCCUGGCUCUUGGCAAUCCUUUGGCAAGGAUUGUUCAUCUCAUUACGAGUGUUUUUUCGGAAGAAUGGAAGGAAGCAACUGUUAAGCGCGCUGGUGGGUACGUGGAGAGAUACCAAGCUGUCCGAAAUGGCCAAGGAAUGGGGAAAGGGGACUGCAUACUCCACACAAAAAGUGUGUAGAGCCGCCAGCACCCAAGCUGCGUGUAAAUGAGCACUCACCAAGGAACAGGAGGAGCAGGUCCUGUUUCUGAUCCGCUUUUUAUCUGGGAUUCUACCUCUUCUAGGUCUUCGGCUCCCAUCCUCCCCUAUUUCAAUGUCUCAGAAACAAUUUUUUUUUUAAAUUAGUAACUAGAAAAAAACUAGCAAGGAUGAACUUUUUUAAACAGGGAAACUUACAGUAUCCCCAUCACACAAAUCUUCACAUGUGUUAUAGUUGUCUCUGUAGACAAGGACAAUGUUCACGGGACACUUGUUUGAACCAUUACCCUACCGGCACCUUCUUUCAGCCUCUGCCCUCUACAUGCAAAGCAACAUUUCAUCAGUGAAAAAAGGUAGGCUUGAUCACCCAAAAUCUUUUUAAAUUUUGAGGUUAGGAGUUGCUAUGUCUAGCCUACAGCAAUUGUCACCGAACAUUUUUGGUCACUCAUUCAUCAGUAAAAAUGUUUGCCCACACUCCCCUCCCAAUAUACUUACUUUAUCCUAAAAGGCGUGGACUUAGAAGCCAAAAGGACUAUAAUGAAAGCAUCUACCUCCCAUAUCAUUAUGAAGAUUAAAUGAGUUAAUAUUUGUAAAGCAUGGU